CCGAUUAUUAGAUUCGUUUCGAUUUUUUGUUUCUUGUAAAAAAAUUUGUACAGUUAGGGUGUAAAUUGACAGAGAUUCAUUGAAUUUGGAUCAAGAUCAGUGAAUUGAUUGAGAUUUGAUAGUUUUGUGUCAAAAAUUGUGGUUAAGAUGAAUUUGAGAGCGGCGGAGAAUGAAUCGGCGAAGAAGGAGUUUCAUAUCCCGGCCGAAGUCGACUGGGAAAUGCUUGAUAAAUCAAAGUUCUUUGUCCUUGGAGCGGUGAUGUUUUCCGGCGUGUCGGCGUCUCUAUACCCUGUGGUGGUUUUGAAAACACGGCAGCAAGUAGCUCUAUCGCAACUCUCGUGUAUCAAAACGGCGUUUUCGAUCGUCAGGCAUGAAGGUUUCCGGGCAUUGUACAGAGGAUUUGGGACCUCUUUGAUGGGGACAAUUCCUGCCCGGGCGCUCUACAUGGCGGCGCUUGAGAUCACCAAGAGUAAUGUGGGCAAUGCCACGGUUAGGUUAGGGUUUUCAGAUUCAUCUGCUGCCGCCAUUGCCAAUGCGGUUGGAGGGCUGACUUCUGCGAUGGCUGCGCAGCUGGUGUGGACUCCGGUUGAUGUUGUGAGUCAGAGGCUGAUGGUGCAAGGCCGGGUGGAUCCGGAUGCCAAGUUCCCGAAAGCGUCUGCUUGUAAAUAUGCUAAUGGAUAUGAUGCGUUUAGGAAGAUUCUGCACACUGAUGGGCCGAGGGGGUUGUAUAGAGGGUUUGGGAUUUCGGUUUUGACAUAUGCACCAUCCAAUGCGGUGUGGUGGGCAUCGUACUCUGUGGCGCAGAGGAUGCUGUGGAGUGGAAUUGGGAGUUAUUGUGGCAAGAUAGAUGAGAAUGGGGUUAACACGUAUAGGCCUGAUUCGAAGACAAUAAUGGCAGUUCAGGGAGCGAGUGCAGGCAUGGCGGCGAGUGUGUCAGCUUUGAUCACAACGCCACUCGACACGGUCAAGACAAGGCUGCAAGUUCUGGAUGGGGAUGACAAUGGGCGGCGAGGACCAACCAUUGUGCAGACUGCUCGGAAUUUGGUUAAAGAAGGCGGGUGGAUGGCUUGUUACAGAGGUUUGGGGCCAAGGUGGGCUUCCAUGUCGCUCUCUGCAACCACCAUGAUCACCACCUAUGAGUUAAUCAAACGGAUGUCCACCAAGAAUCAAGAGGUUUUGACCUGAUGAACUAUAGAGACUAAGAUGCCUUCAUCUUUGGUCUAAUCCUGCAUAUUUUGUAUCUUAAUGUUGUCAUUGUUGUUUUCUGUUCUUGCAAUCAAGAAGUUGUCUUUUUUUGUAUCUCUGAACCUGCACAGGUUGUUGAUCAUCAAUUGUAAUACAAUGCAAGUUAUGU
Molecule: messenger RNA, 1354 nt
Organism: Fragaria vesca subsp. vesca
Lineage: Eukaryota; Viridiplantae; Streptophyta; Magnoliopsida; Rosales; Rosaceae
Product: solute carrier family 25 member 44-like
Exons: 1
Coding region: 148-1185 (345 amino acids)
Biological process (GO): transmembrane transport
Source: RefSeq, a predicted model, not a curated record